Molecule: messenger RNA, 2493 nt
Organism: Lachnellula hyalina
Lineage: Eukaryota; Fungi; Ascomycota; Leotiomycetes; Helotiales; Lachnaceae
Product: putative endo-1,3(4)-beta-glucanase
Exons: 6
Coding region: 1-2493 (830 amino acids)
Cellular component (GO): cell surface
Molecular function (GO): endo-1,3(4)-beta-glucanase activity; glucan endo-1,3-beta-D-glucosidase activity
Source: RefSeq, a predicted model, not a curated record
AUGCCUAUCUCUAAGCUUUCUUCCGAAUUCAUUAUAUCUUUUGGAUACGCUGACUCCAUCCUCCUACAGCUGCGCUUACCAGAUACUUCUGAUAUGGCACUAGUAUAUUCUGUAGUUACGGCCAGCGUUCCCGCCAUUACUACUUCGCUAUCUUCUGGUACUUCUCAGAUUUUACCGCCUCCUGCUACUCAGACUCCUGAAGCUUCGGGAACUGUCAAUAUACAUCUGAAUACAACUGGAGCAUAUACAUCUAGACCGAUCAUCAGCACUUCAAUUUCUACAUCUGAGACAACUGUUGAAAUAGGCGUUGCUACUAGCAUAACCAGUGGAGACCAAGCUGGACCACAGUCGGCGAAUAUAUUUGUUCCCGUGGCUACAGACGCCCCUCCUUCAAUAUUAGGACAGAGAUCAGAUCACCCAGUACCAAAACUCGGCAUACCAGCCCAAACUCCACCUAUUGGCACCAACAAAUUUUAUGCGAAUUUUUUCUUAGGAAGUCAAACCGCAGGAACGUGGACCCACCCUUAUAGCGUUGCGUGGUCUAAAGGUGCAGGAGCUACUCAAAGCUGGGGUAUGAUAAUCCAACAACUUCUGGACAGCCAGAAAGUGUAUGGACCUGAUGCAUCCGAUAACCCGGUCAAGUACUUCAUCAAUCCUAUUGGAAUCCAGCCCAUUGUACUUUCUGCCGUUGAGCUCGGAACAUCGACUGUCAUCACAAACACUGCUCUUACAGCUUUCUCGGCAAACGUGAACCUUCUGGCAACUGCAGGUGCUGCACCCACCAUUAUGUUUCCUCUUGUACAGGGAAUGGGAUUUGUUACUGGGAUCUUCAAUGGAGGCACACCUGUUUUACAAAGUGGCGUCUUGUUUCGCUCGAUUACGAAGGCAGCUAUAGCCCCCAAGACUGGUGUCAUAAAAUUUACUAUAAAACUUGAGGAUGGCAACACUUGGUUGAUUUACGUUUCCGGGCCCGACUUGACCGGACAAGACUCCGCAUUUGAUUUCACUGUCGUGAACAAUGGCCUCAUCCAGGCGACCUCUAGCUUCAACGGCGUCAUCCAAAUCGCACGGUCUCCCUCCACAGAUGCGGAAGCUCUUUAUGAUGCAGCGGCUGGAGCCUACCCAAUAACUUCAACUCUGUCUGGGAGUGCCAGUGGCGGGUCUGGUUCGUAUACUUUGUCUUUCGAAAAGGGUGGGAGGGCAGAUACGACACUGCUAAUGUUUGCUCUUUCACAUCAUCUGCAGUCCUUCUCGCCGGACACUGCGUCUGGUGUAAAGAUUAACGUUCAACUUGAUACCACCACCAAGGGCAAGGCUACAGCUGUCAUUGGUGAUUCGUGGACCAUGGUUGAAAGUAUCCCAACGUCUAUGGGCUUUGGACCUUGGAGCUCAAAGAACGCGAACUCGGAAACGAUGUCUGCUGAAGCCAAGGCUGCACUUCAUACAGUCGCUAUGAGUGAGGUGUCUCAGAACAUGAGUGAUCAGAGCAACUUAAAUUCUAUGUACUACAGUGGCAAAGCAUUAGCAAAGUUUGCGCAAAUUCUGUACACACUCGACGAUAUCCUUGGCGAUACAGCGACAACACAGGCGGGACUAGUCAACCUCAAAGAUGCAUUCGAUCUUUUCGCAUCCAACAAGCAACAAUUUCCUCUUGUUUAUGACACUGUUUGGGGAGGUCUCGUUUCGACUGCUUCAUAUGAUGGAGAUUCAGGUGCGGAUUUCGGUAACACCUACUACAAUGACCACCAUUUCCAUUACGGAUACUUCAUCUACGCCGCCGCCAUCAUCGGCUAUCUCGACCCAGCCUGGCUCCCAGCAAACACCCCCUACGUAAACGCCCUCGUACGCGACAUCGCCAACCCAACAGCCAGCGACCCCCUCUUCCCCGUCUCCCGAAACUUCGACUGGUACCACGGUCACUCCUGGGCCCACGGCCUCUACGAAACCUUCGACGGCAAAGACGAAGAAUCAUCCUCCGAAGACAGCAUGUCCGCGUACGCUAUCAAGAUGUGGGGCUGCACCAUCGGUGACCCCAACAUGGAAGCACGCGGCAACAUCCAGCUAGCCGUCACCGCGCGCUCGCUCCAAAACUACUUCCUAUACACACGCAAUAACACCAUCGAGCCGCCAAACUUCAUCGGCAAUAAAGUCUCCGGCAUCAUGUUCGAGAACAAAAUCGACCAUACGACGUAUUUUGGCGCGGAGCCCCAAUACGUACAAGGCAUACAUAUGCUUCCCCUCCUGCCCUCCAGCACGCUUACGAGGACCACGACGUUUGUGCAGGAGGAGUGGGACACGUAUUUUAGUAAUGGUAGAGCGGAGACGGUGAGCGGUGGGUGGAAGGGUGUGUUGUUCGCUAAUCUUGCGCUUGUGGAUCCGAAGACGAGUUGGGAGUUCUUUUCUGGGGAGGCCUUUGAUGCCAGUUGGCUUGAUGGGGGGGCUAGUCGGACGUGGUAUAUGGCGUUGGCUGCAGGACUUGGAGGCGCGCCAUGA